GAUAACAGUGCUUUGCUCACAAAACAACACAAAUCUUCGUUUUCUGCCUCGUCAAGGCAAAGCAUACAAGAAGACAGAGCAUUGCGUAAUCUGUCUGGACGACGUUGAUUCCGACCUAAUGUUCAACGUCGAAAGAUGCGGUCAUCGGUUUUGCAUUAACUAUGUGAAACAACACAUAGAGGUGAAGCUGGUUGAUGGCAAGAUACCUAACUGUCAUCAACACGGAUGCGUCUUCCAUCUCUCUAUCGACAGAUGCGGCGAUCUUUUGACGUUCAACGAAAGAUCGGUGUGGCUGCAGAGGAUUAAAGAGAACUCGAUUCCUUUGGCGGAGAGAGUCUAUUGCCCUUAUGAGAGUUGCUCUCACUUAAUGUCCAUGACCGAGCUUUCUCGUAGGGGAUCGUACUCUGGAUUCGGGAGAUGCUUUAAAUGCCAUGGGGAUAUCUGUUUCCACUGCAGAGUUCCAUGGCAUUUUAAUUUAUCGUGCAACGAUUACAAGAGGCUGUUUCCUAGUAAGUAUCGAGAAGAUGGUGUUGAUGAUGCAAAGCUGAAAUCUUUGGCGAGUCUUAAUGGGUGGCGGCAAUGUCCCAAGUGCUACCACAUGGUUGGACGCUCUUACGGAUGCAACCGCAUAACUUGCAGGUGCGGGAAUGCGUUUUGCUACAAGUGUGGCUACCUAUGGAGGAGACUGCAACCAAGAGUUCAUUUUUGAUUACUCUUGUACUAUUACUUUUCGUCUUUUUAUCCCACCUCCUUUAAUAAGACUAUCUCGGUCUUAAAUUGUUAUUAGUCGGAUCCC
Molecule: messenger RNA, 796 nt
Organism: Brassica oleracea var. oleracea
Lineage: Eukaryota; Viridiplantae; Streptophyta; Magnoliopsida; Brassicales; Brassicaceae
Product: E3 ubiquitin-protein ligase arih1-like
Exons: 2
Coding region: 119-709 (196 amino acids)
Biological process (GO): ubiquitin-dependent protein catabolic process; positive regulation of proteasomal ubiquitin-dependent protein catabolic process; protein polyubiquitination
Cellular component (GO): ubiquitin ligase complex; cytoplasm
Molecular function (GO): ubiquitin protein ligase activity; zinc ion binding; ubiquitin conjugating enzyme binding
Source: RefSeq, a predicted model, not a curated record